Messenger RNA from Notolabrus celidotus (New Zealand spotty), 1355 nucleotides. RefSeq names its product ankyrin repeat domain-containing protein 53 (gene ankrd53). Gene Ontology annotation, cellular component: spindle pole. The record is from RefSeq and is a predicted model, not a curated record. Lineage: Eukaryota; Metazoa; Chordata; Actinopteri; Labriformes; Labridae. Bases 42 to 1223 code for a protein of 393 amino acids. Gene Ontology annotation, molecular function: protein binding. The transcript is spliced from 6 exons. Gene Ontology annotation, biological process: mitotic metaphase chromosome alignment; positive regulation of microtubule polymerization; regulation of mitotic spindle organization.
UUGCCGUAAAUCACGGUUCGCUUCCUGGUUACUGAGUUUCUAUGGCAACAAUGGAACCCGUCAACAAGUCCGGAAAAAGGAGACGUGGAGGAUGUAAAAAUCGGAAACUCACCCUCAGAGCUCCCUCCUCGCACGAGCUCGCGCUUCCAGGUGUUCCUGUCACGAGCCCGGAGAAGCUGAAUGUCCUCGUGAGCCUGCAGGGUCCGUCAGCCCUCCACAUGGCCUGCCUUCACGGCCAGCUGGCGACCAUCCAGAUCCUGCUGGACUCCAGACCGGGGAUGAUCAACGGCGGAGAUCAGCAGGGUCGCCGGCCAGUCCACAUGGUCCUGUCCUCUCGGAGCUCCCCGAACACCUCUUCAUGCAUCAGAUACCUCCUGGAGCAUGGGGCUGACAUCAACGUAACCACAGAGUCAGGCGCGACCCCGCUGCACCUGGCUGCCUCUGAGGGUCUCCUAGAAUGCGCAGAGAUCUUCGUGCAGGCCGGGGCAGAUGUGUCAGCGAAGGACAGCAUGGGACUUACUCCUCUGGAUUUCGCCCGCGUGUGGUGCCGCAGGAAGGUGGCGAGGUAUCUGAGAAGCUGCAUGUGGCAGAAAGAUAAGGACAAAGAACAGAAGGAGAGGAAGUCGGUUCAGGCUUUAUACAGGGAUCUUAUAGAUGGGGAGAGACUGGAUCGUUUCAAAAACAAGAUAAUUAACGCAGACAAGAUAGCAGAGUGGGCCAACAAGAAAGGAUUACCUCCACUGAAGGAUUUCACCCCCAGAGUCCAGGUGAGCAAGUUCCACACAAAGUGCCUCUCAUCAGAUCAGGACACCUCCAAUCAAACCACCACCAAGGACCCACUGGAGAACCAGUCCAAUUCAGCCUCCUCCUCCUCCUUCAGACCCUGGACCAUCUACUUAGGCUUCCACCCAGAGAGGCCCCUGAAAGUUGAGCCGGACCUCCGGAGCUCCGUCACAGUGUGGAGGGACAGCAGCAGGUCGCCUCUGUACUCCACAAAGUGGGACAGCAGCACGCCUCACCCAGCCCCUGAUCUGCCUCUGGAUGUCCUGGAGAGGGUGUUAUUCCCUAGAGCAUUCCCCUCCAGGAUUGCCUCCCUUCAGCACUUUAAGGCUCAAGACAUCAUGGAGGUCCAGCACAGAGGGUACCCUCAGGGGCGGAGCACCUCCCCCUGGACAGAGGGGGCCAUGCACUUGGUUGAAGUGUUGGAGUUAGGACAUUACUGAUGCUGGAAUGCUGGACAGGAAGAGCUUCGACUAGACCUGGUAGUAGUCGGGGGUUGGAAGUCAUGAAGUAAACAUAUUCCGACAUCAGAACUGUUCAGGCAUUGUUACAUAUAAGAGGCAUUUUUUAAACUU